AUGCUGAGGUGGACGUCGCUUCUGCUUCUGGCGGCGGUGGCCGCGAACCGCGUCACGGGCGCCACGACGAUGCAGGCGGUGUCGCCACUGAACGGAAGAAUAGUUAACGGCGAGCCAGCUGAACGAGGCGAAUUCCCGUCACAGCUGUCCCUGCAGAAAAACGGCGCCCACUGGUGCGGUGCGUCCAUCAUCGGCGGCUAUUGGGCUAUCACUGCAGCUCACUGUGUGGACUCUGUUGGCAGCUACGACGUUAUGGAGGUGCGAGCGGGCGUCACCAAUCUGGAGGAGGAGGGAUCACUCCACGCGGUUGACGUCAUCACCGUUCAUCCACAGUACGAUCCGUCUGACUCUUGGGUCAACGAUAUUGCCUUACUUAAAGUAUCACCAGCCUUUCCAAUUGAUGGGGUCACGGUGGCGCCAGUACAGCUGCCAGCGCAGGGGGAGGAGGUUCCAGAUGGCGCCAACGUCACAGUGAUCGGAUGGGGAAGUCUCUGGGGUGAUUCUGGCGGUCCAGUGCUGCACGGGGGCGUGCUGCAGGGUCUGACGUCAUGGGGGUACGAGUGCGCCACGCCGCCCUACCCCGGCAUCUACACACGGGUCGCCAGCUACGUCGACUGGAUCCAUCGCCACACCGGCACCUCGUCGGCGCCCAACUGGCGCCAUUAA
Schistocerca serialis cubense is the source of this 666-nucleotide messenger RNA. RefSeq names its product trypsin-like. Gene Ontology annotation, biological process: proteolysis. The record is from RefSeq and is a predicted model, not a curated record. Gene Ontology annotation, molecular function: serine-type endopeptidase activity. The transcript is spliced from 6 exons. The coding region runs from base 1 to 666 and encodes 221 amino acids. Lineage: Eukaryota; Metazoa; Arthropoda; Insecta; Orthoptera; Acrididae.